Messenger RNA from Sphaerulina musiva SO2202, 2114 nucleotides. RefSeq lists its product as uncharacterized. Lineage: Eukaryota; Fungi; Ascomycota; Dothideomycetes; Mycosphaerellales; Mycosphaerellaceae. Gene Ontology annotation, molecular function: DNA-binding transcription factor activity, RNA polymerase II-specific; RNA polymerase II cis-regulatory region sequence-specific DNA binding. The record is from RefSeq and is a predicted model, not a curated record. Gene Ontology annotation, biological process: regulation of transcription by RNA polymerase II. The coding region runs from base 772 to 1725 and encodes 317 amino acids. The transcript has 4 exons. Gene Ontology annotation, cellular component: nucleus.
GACGCAGCGCUGUGUAGUGUCUGUUCACUACAUACAUUAGCAGCUCCGGCUGCCCUUCGCUGUCUUCGUUCAAGAUCAGCGCUCGCGGUCCACAAAAGAUUGUCGCACGCACCUACUCCCUCCCCCAUUCCAUCAAUCAUCAGUCCCGUCCAGUCUACUGUAGCAAUCACCACCACGCACCACGCCGACGCUUAAUCCUAUUCCCUCCCUUUCCCCCUCCCCGGGCGAGCAACGAUCGACAGCCUCACUGCUCGACCUGCCCACUGUGCCCAGGCCGCGUGCCCACCACUGCCUCACUGCGCUCUCGCCUCCGCCCCAUCACCGCGGCUGGACUGGACGAAUGCUGCCCUCUGCCACCGUCGCCCAUCUGAAACACCUACCCGUCAACGGCGACGGUUCAAGACCCGCUGCUCUAGCUGCAUCCCAUACCGGUGCCACUGCUACCCAUUGAGACUCUUGACAGCGUUCACACUGCUCCCUCCAGGAACCACUCUCCCUUUGCCUUUGCUCGCCCCGAUCGUCACUCGCACUUGCCUCGAGAGGACUUCCCAAGGCCCACUGCCUUAUUUGGGAUCCUUCCCAGCCUUGACAGACGGAGCACUUAAGCACGCUGAUCCCGCACAUCCUCCGUGGCAGAUCGCCUCUCCACGUUUUGGGACGCUCCUUCUCCAGAGUUGAUCACUACUCGCCAAGGCCUUUUGUUUCAACUUCGAGCCUGCGCCCUCUUCACUCCUCCUCGUCCCAUCUUCAAUAUCAUACCACGUCGAUACCAUGGCCAUGGCUGUGGACUCUCGUCAGCAGCAUCCCUUCAGCAACAUGGGCUACGACAAUGCGCGAUACCCUCAGCCGCCGCACUUUACGAAUCCUUGGGGGUCGUCGCCGGCUUCCACGCAGGGUCCUAUGUACGCGACCCCGAUGCCUCAGACGACCGUGGGUGCAGAUUCACGUUACGUGCACGCACCCACUGCUUCUCCUGCCUAUGCUGGCGGCCUUCCUGCUCAAGACAUGAGUGCGCCCCGGCCGUAUGGUGCUUCCUACACAUCUGGCCCAUCCCCGCAAUCGACAUAUGCGCCCACGGCCGCACCUUCAUACGCCACUGCAUACGGAUACGACAGGCGUUCAUCGCACCCACUGAACCAAGCUUCAGAAGCGGAGCGACAGAGCUUCAGUGAUGCUCUGGACGCCAGCCGUGGCAUGGUGGCCAUGAGCCAAUCGGACAUCACUCCCAGAAACAUUUACGGCGCGACGAAUCCCGCCCGAUCAGCUGCGACAGACUCGUACGGGUUCCCCGCAGGACAUUCGUCGCACUCGUCGAUUUCCUCGGGGAGCACGUACCCGACAUAUUACAACAGUUCCGUGAGCGAAGCUUCGGUGGACUACAGCUCCGCCAGCGAGUCUGCCGACCUUUCGCACUCCCGAACACUGCCUCCACCGCAUGCACUGCAAGGCAUGCCACCAGCACCGCAAUCGAUGAUGGGACAGUUCAGCUCCAAGGUGUCGUCGAGCUCGCAGAAGAAGCACAAAUGCAAGAUUUGCGACAAGCGAUUCACCAGACCAAGUUCGCUACAAACACACAUGUACAGCCACACGGGCGAGAAGCCAUUUGCUUGCGACGUGGAAGGCUGCGGACGUCAUUUCUCUGUCGUCUCUAAUUUGAGAAGACACCGCAAGGUGCACAAGGGAGAAGGCGGAGACGUCCACUCGCACGACGAGGAUGAAGAAUGAGCAAUCACCACUCGAUGGUAGCACAUGUCCAGCAUUGUACAGACCGCGACAGGAAACGCGACGAGGACCAGGCGCAUAUAUUGGAUUUUUUUAAUUUUCGACGAUUCACUCGCUAGUCAUUUCGACUUGAUACCCCCGAUUCGCGCGUAGAAGUUGGAAAAAAAGGUUUCAGGGCUGCAACAGGCGUUCUAGGUGCAUGGAGUCGGCUACCCAGGAGCGGCACGCGACAGGCAAGCAAUUGAUAUCGACAGAUUUCAGGGUCAUGGGCAGUUUUUUUUCUUGUCGACAUGGCCACGGAGAGUGAUGGAGGAAUGUAGGCAGAGCAGCAGGAGUAGCUUGUAUAUUAUGUUGCGAGAUAGCCAACGUCUCAAACACAUGCACACACAUAC